Messenger RNA from Knipowitschia caucasica, 1992 nucleotides. NCBI's taxonomy places the organism in Eukaryota, Metazoa, Chordata, Actinopteri, Gobiiformes, Gobiidae. The record is from the annotation of a GenBank genome assembly.
AUGAGCGACACGGAGAAGAUCAUCGCAGAUCCGUCUCCUGCGAAGAGCAUCGGAGACCCAGGAAUCACCCCCCUGUCCCCAACACACACACAGAAUGACUCCGCUCACGUUCCUGAUGCUCCGUCUUUUGUCGUUGUCGUCGCCAUCGACUUUGGAACCACAUCCAGUGGUUACGCCUACGCCUUCAGCAAGGAGCCAGAGUGUAUCCACACCAUGAGGAGGUGGGAGGGGGGUGAUCCCGGAGUGUCCAAUCAGAAGACUCCCACCACCAUCCUGCUCACGCCCGACCGGAAGUUCCACAGCUUUGGUUUUGCAGCGCGAGACUUUUACCACGACCUAGAUCCUCAGGAGUCCAAGCAGUGGCUCUACCUCGAGAAGUUCAAGAUGAAGCUACACACCACAGCGAACCUGUCGGUCGACACGGAGCUGCAGGCGGCCAACGGGAAGAGAGUGAAGGCGCUGGAUAUCUUUGCCUACGCUCUAGCCUUCUUCAGAGAGCAGGCACUGAAGGAGCUCAGUGAUCAGACCGGAGGGGACUUCGACAACAGUGACGUGCGCUGGGUCAUCACGGUCCCAGCGAUCUGGAAGAUGGCAGCGAAACAGUUCAUGAGAGAAGCAGCUUACAAGUCCGGUCUUGUGUCCCGUGAGACCCCGGAGCAGCUGAUCAUUGCCCUGGAGCCUGAAGCCGCCUCCAUCUACUGCAGGAAGCUGCGUCUGCACCAGAUGGUCGACCUGACGAGUCCCCAGGCCAGCCACAACCUCAGCCCCACCGAGCCCCUGGGCACCUGCAUGAACCAAGCCAAAGAGGGGGUGAGGAAGAACAGACAGAGCCGGACGUUUCUGGUGGAGAACGUGAUCGGAGAGCUUUGGUCAGAGCUGCAGGAAGGGGAUCGGUACGUGGUGGUGGACUGUGGAGGAGGAACCGUGGACCUCACUGUUCAUCAGAUCCGUCUCCCAGAAGGACACCUGAAGGAGCUCUACAAGGCUUCAGGAGGCCCGUAUGGAUCCAUCGGUGUGGACUAUGAGUUUGAGAAGCUGCUGUGUCAGAUUUUUGGUCAGGACUUUGUGGAUCAGUUCAAAGUGAAGCGUCCGGCGGCGUGGGUCGACCUCAUGAUCGCCUUCGAGUCUCGUAAACGCGCCGCAGCUCCGACUCGCUCCAACCCCCUCAACAUCAGCCUCCCCUUCUCCUUCAUCGACUACUACAAGAAGUUCAGAGGUCACAGUGUGGAGCACGCCCUGCGCAAGAGCAAUGUGGACUUUGUGAAGUGGUCGUCUCAGGGGAUGCUGAGGAUGAGUCCAGACGCCAUGAACGCUCUGUUCAAACCCACCAUCGACCACAUCAUCCAACACCUGGAGGAGCUCUUCUCUCGCCCUGAGGUCUCUGAGAUAAAGUUCUUGUUCCUGGUUGGAGGAUUUGCUGAGUCGCCGCUGCUUCAGGCUGCGGUGCAGGAUCUACUGAGGGGGCGGAGCCAGAGCCGUGUGAUCAUCCCUCAUGACGUGGGGCUGACCAUCCUGAAGGGGGCGGUGCUGUUCGGCCUAGACCCCAGCGUGAUCCGCGUGCGGCGCUCGCCGCUGACGUUUGGCGUGGGCGUUCUGAACCGCUGGGUGGAGGGGAAGCACCCGGCGGAGAAGCUGCUAGUGAAGGAGGGCACGCGCUGGUGCACCGACGUGUUUGACACCUACAUCCGCGCCGAGCAGUCGGUGGCGCUGGGCGAGACGGUGACGCGCAGCUACACGCCCGCCAAGCUGGCACAGCAGCUCAUCGUGAUCCACGUGUACUGUGCCGACAGCGAGAACGUCGCUUUCAUCAGUGACCGUGGCGUGCGCAAGUGCGGAACGCUGCGACUCGACCUCAGCGGCAGCAGCUGCACCGCCGCACGCCGCGAGAUCCAGACUCUGCUGCAAUUCGGAGACACCGAGAUCCGAGCCACCGCUUUGGACGUGGCCAGCGGCCGCAGCGUCCGGGCCACCAUCGACUUCUUAAGCAACUGA